GCAAAUUCUGAGUUAUCUGAAAAUCCAAAAUGGAACCCUCAUCAGGUCAAAUGAAGGACAAAGAUUUGUUCAAAGGUGCUGAAUGUGGUGAUUAUUCAUUCUUCAAAUCACUUACAGAAGAACAACUCCUCAAUGCCCUUUCUCUUCGUAAUGAAGAUGCUCGUUCUCUCCUUCACGUUGCUGUCUCUAAUGGACACUCCCAGGUGGUGAAGAUUCUUGCAGCUGCUGAUCCCUCAGCGAGUGGUAUAAAUAGUGGUGAUGAAGAAGGUUGGGUCCCAUUGCACUCUGCAGCAAGCAGUGGUAAUGUGGAAAUUGUGGAGAUUCUGCUCAGCAGAGGUGCUGAUGUAAAUCUGAAAAAUGAUGGUGGCCGCACUGCUCUUCACUAUGCUGCUAGCAAGGGUCGAGUGAAAAUCGCUGAACUUUUGAUUUCACAUGGUGCUAAAAUCAAUGCAAAAGACAAGGUAGGAUGCACCCCAUUGCAUCGUGCAGCUAGCACGGGGAACUCUGAGCUGUGUGAACUAUUAAUUGAGGAAGGCGCUGAAGUUGACGAAGUUGACAAGGCAGGCGAAACGCCCUUGAUGACUGCUGUUGUAUGUGGCAAUAAAGAGGUAGCUUUGCUCCUCAUAAGACAUGGAGCAAAUGUUGACAUUGAGGGCAAGGAAGGUUACACUGUGCUUGGUCGAGCUUCCAAUGAUCUUCGCCCAGUAUUGGUCGAUGCUGCAAAGAUGAUGCUUGAAGGAUAACUCGACGACCUCAUAGCCUAUCAGAAAAUGCAAGCCAACUAAUUUACAGUAUUGUUUUCUGCUAACUUAAACAGAUAUGUUUCAUCCCCUGAGGAUACGAUAUAUUGAUAUGUACUAUUGACCUUUCAGAAAGUUUGAACAAGAGGUGCUAGGUGCAAAAUACAUUCUUCACUGUUUUUAAGUUUCUCUCAACCUCUUUAAUGUACAUUAACUUCUGUCCUUUCAGAAUGACCUCCAAGGCAUCAUUAAUUUUCUUGGCU
Messenger RNA from Lycium barbarum (goji berry), 1003 nucleotides. RefSeq lists its product as uncharacterized. The transcript is spliced from 5 exons. Gene Ontology annotation, cellular component: nucleus; cytoplasm. NCBI's taxonomy places the organism in Eukaryota, Viridiplantae, Streptophyta, Magnoliopsida, Solanales, Solanaceae. Bases 30 to 743 code for a protein of 237 amino acids. Gene Ontology annotation, molecular function: protein binding. The record is from RefSeq and is a predicted model, not a curated record.